This is a messenger RNA of Oryzias latipes (Japanese medaka), 1501 nucleotides long. It is a transcript of the gene tmem160, whose product is annotated as transmembrane protein 160. The record is from RefSeq and is a predicted model, not a curated record. NCBI's taxonomy places the organism in Eukaryota, Metazoa, Chordata, Actinopteri, Beloniformes, Adrianichthyidae.
CUGCCUUUCGGCGGACUCUUCCGGAGUGUCGUUGUUGACCGUGUGAGAGUUCAGAGUUCGUGUUGUGUUUUUGCUCUUAGCUAACAUUUUACCCAACAGUUUUCAGUGAUGUUAUGGCUUUCCUGAGCCUUUUCGUGAGGAGGCAGCUGCCGCAGGCUGUCACCUACUUCGCCCGGACUCUGAAGCUGGGCCGACCUCCGCGCUCCGCGGCCCCGCUGAGGAGAAUCCACGGGUCGGCGCAGCAGCGGACGGCUGAGAAGGGGUCGUGGGGGAAAAGCCGGGGCUCGGAGCAGCCGCUGCAGCUCUCAGACCUUGACAAGGCGGACGCUUUGAUACUAAGAAAGUCGCACGAAACAGGAUUCCUCUCGUGGUUCAGGAACGGCCUGCUGGCGACGGGGAUCGGAGUCAUCGCCUUCGUCCAGAGUGAAGUUGGACGAGAAGCAGGCUAUGCCUUCUUUAUCCUGGGAGGUGUGUGCGUGUCAUUUGGCGGCGUCUCGUACAUCGGCAGCCUCUUCACCUUGCGGAGGCUGAUGCUGCUUUCUGUGCCAGCUCUGCUGCUCCAGGGCGCCGUGGUGAGCAGCGUCGCCCUCUUCUGGCUCUGUGCUGUAUCGCUGUACAUAGGCCGACUGGAGGUGGAGAUCAUCCACGAGGAAGAGGACGGCGAGGACGAGGGGGAAUGCCGGGAAUGCAAAGAGAGGCGGGAACACCGGCCUUACCGGGACUCUGAGGACAGUGAUAGGAAAGGACCAAACAAGUAGAGGUCUUCCAGGAACCGAGUGUUUGUGUGGUUGAGUGUGCGCAUUCUGCUUUGAUUCAGGGUUGGUGUUAUUUGUGUAAAUCUAUUAUCUGCGGUCAAAAAAGAAAUCACAUAUUUUUUAGGUGAGUAAAGAAACCUAAAUCUUAUAGAAAAACUUGCUGGAGGAAAUGCUGGUAGGUGAACGUUUACAGUUUUGGUGAAUCAAUCCUCCUUUUUUUUUACGUUUUAAAAAAAGUACUUUUUUUGUUGUUGUAACUCCACAUCCUCAGUUAAGUUUUUGUGCCACUUUAUGCAGGUCUCUUGUUUUCUUUGACAACACUUGUUGGCUGCUGUUUUUCAUAUCAAAGUUGUCAAAAAUCUUAAAACAUGCUGUGAGAACUGGGGCGGACAUGUUCAAUCAUUUGCUAAAUUAGCUUUAUUCAAACAAAAAUCAAAGGGUUGACCUUUUACUAUUGCUUGUUUUUUUAAGUAAUAGCUGCACAUUUUUGUUUUUGCUCUCUGAAAGUGUAAAAUUCAGAGCUGUUUUUCUCAAGUGAUUUUUUUUUCUUCAUUUUUGUUGACAUCUAUGUACAGCAUCAGAAACAUUUGGAGUGUUGUUUCAAUGAUGGUUUUAAUGAAUGUCAAAAAGAAACCCAACGGUGAUUUUCUGUUUUUAUGUAGGCUUUGCUGUUGUAAACUUUUUUUUUCACUGUUUAUCGCAUUACAGUUUGUAAAGUAAUAAAGCCAGAUCCAUUCUGUUCUGAA